Molecule: messenger RNA, 3879 nt
Organism: Beta vulgaris subsp. vulgaris (sugar beet)
Lineage: Eukaryota; Viridiplantae; Streptophyta; Magnoliopsida; Caryophyllales; Amaranthaceae
Exons: 2
Coding region: 1767-2756 (329 amino acids)
Source: RefSeq, a predicted model, not a curated record
UUGGUAAGAUUUACAUGAUAAUUUUGAAUCCAAAUGCACUUUUUUCCCUUAAUUUCAUCAUUUUUCAUCCUCUAACGAUGCAUGCUAGGUAGAUGAAAUUUCAUGGUUCUUUCCCCUCUCCUUUGACCACUAACUAUUGUUGAUGUGUUUGUUUAUGAGGAAAAAGGCAAAAAGGAAAACGGAGCGGGCGCUCCUUGUAAAAGAGGAGCGGGUGCUCCUGCACGUCCCCGUACAUGACAAAGCAAACCAGAAAGUUGGAGCUAGGAGGGAGCUACCAAGGAGCUGGAGCUCCUAGCAUGAGGAGCAAAGGAGCGGGAGCUCUCAAGGAAACAGGAGCGGGAGCUCCUUUAUGCAUUGAGGAUGGCAAAGGAGGGCAGAAACUUUGGAGCUACCAAGGAGCUCCCAUUGAGCAAGCGCUCCUUGGAGCACAUUAUACAAGGAGCGGGCGCUCCUUUAUAUUGAGGAGCGCGCUCCUCACCUGCUGGGCAGCCACUUUUGUUGGUAGAAACUUUGGAGCGACCCAGGAGCUACCAAAGAGCUCCCGCUCCAUCGCCUCAUUUUGUUAGGAGCGGGCGCUCCUGUUUUACAAGGAGCGGGCGCUCCUUGUUAUUUUCGCGAUAUUUUUAUGUUAAAUGCUGAUUUUAGCCUCGUUUUUGUGGGGAUAUAAAUACCUUUUUCACUUAAUGACGAAUUAACUUUAAUUCCAGUAAAUCAUUUUUAGAGAGUUCUUAGCUUAAUCUAGUGAGAGAAAGUAAGGUUCUAGAGAGAGAAAGUAGAUUUCCAUGGUUUUGUAGCUUGGAUUAUGACAAAAAUUAUGGUUUUUAUGCAAGAUCUUUAUUUCUUCUUCAUGGUUUAAGUAAUAUCUCCUCUUCUCUCUACUUCUUAUACUCUUAUCUUUUUGUUUAUUUAAGUUUUGUCUAAAAUUAGUUUAACCCAUGUUUAGAUUUUAGUUUUUAUCUUAAUCUUGAUUUAGUUGGUGUGUUGAUUGUUUAGUUGUUCAUGUUUGAUUCAUUUUCUCCUUCUAUUAGUAUUAUUAUGAUGACUAUAAUGAUUAUUGAGUAGUUAAUUAGUUGGGGAUUGGGGUGAAAACCCAACCAUGAUUGAUUUUGGUAUUUGAAUAAGAAGAUAGGGGUUCUUUGGGUUUCUUAAUUGAUCAAUAGCAUAACUAUUAUCUACUUGCAUUCUAGAAUUAGGAUUUUUGUUGAUUUAUGCUUUAGUCAAGUUGAGAGAGGAGAGUAGAGUUGAUGUUUAUGUUAUUUUCUUACUUAAUUGCUCAUGAGAGUGAGAAUUGAGUGAGGGUUUGUUAUUUGAUCCUUCCCCCUACACUUCGCAUUUCUUACUUCCUAAAUCAUGAUUGGAUGGUGUUUAUCCCCUUCUCCCAAUAUUUUUAUCAAUCAAUUUCUUGUCUAAUCAUUUAGCAUUUUCUUAAGACCUUAGUUGAUUACUUAAUCUAGUUCUUAGUUUAACAAACCAAACCUUUUGCUAAAUCUUCGUCUUAGCUUGCAACAAUUAGCAACAUUAGUGUUCUUCUUGCUAUUCCAUGCGGAUUCGACCCUUACUUAUCACUUUACUUAGUCUAGUGAUUUAGUUAGGUUUGUUUGAUUUUAGGAAGCUAGUGACGACCUAGUUUUUCCUUUAUCAAAAUGGCGCCGUUGCCGGGGAAUAACGUCUAGCAUUAAAACGUUGUAAAGUUGUGUGAGUCUAAUAUUUUCAUUUCAUCUUGUUGCUUGUUGUCUUGUUAUUGCUAACUCUUUGCUUAGCUUUGUAUGCCAAGUGGACGUGCCUUUCCUUUGACUCCAUAUAAUCCAGAGUUGGAGAGGACAGUCAAGGCCAUACGACGAGGGCUUAGAGCCGCACGACGAACCCAACAAGCAUCAUCUUCCACUCCGGUCAAUAUUGAGGACUUUGUACACGAAGAAGAAGUUACCACUCCAAGAUCUUCUCAAGGAAGUUCUCCUCACUCUUCUAGAUCGUCAAGUCCUACUACUAGUGAUCGCUCAAUGGCGGAUCCCCCUAGAUACUUGAGAAGCUAUGGUGUUUCGGGUCCUUUUGAGUCAAGAAGCGCCAUAACUCAACCCACUACCCAAGCCAAUGACUUUGAGCUUCGCCCCGCUUUGAUUGGCUUGAUAGAAAGGAAUCAAUUUUGUGGAGCAAAGGAUGAGGAUCCACAAGCUCAUUUGCAAACAUUCACGGACUAUUGUUCUACGGUCAAACACAAUGGUGUCUCUCAAGACUACAUUCGCCUAAGUCUCUUCAAAUUCUCUUUAGCCGGCAAAGCAAAGCAAUGGUUGAAGAAACUUGAGAAUGACUCUUUGGUUACAUGGGCUCAAGUCACUCAAGCUUUCAUUGGCAAAUACUUUCCUUCGGAUAAGACCGCCGAUAUGCGCUCUCAAAUUAUGACAUUCAAGCAAGAGAGUGAUGAAACAUUACAAGAAGCUUGGGAGAGGUUCACAGAGUUAUUGAGGAUAUGCCCUCAUCAUGGUUUGAAUGAAGGUCUUACACUCCAUUGUUUCUACCAUGGUCUCACAAAAGCCUCUAAGACAAGUCUUGAUGCGGGUGCCGGUGGUCCAAUCCUGAAGAAGCCUCUAGCGGGUAUAUCCGAUAUUAUUGAUGAUGUGGUGCAAAAUGAUUCGUAUUGGGGUCAUGAUCGCAAUGAACGAAGGGGUGGAAGGUACGAUGUGGAGCCCAUCAAUAUGCUCUCUACAAAGCUUGAUGCCUUGGUCACUCAAUUACAAAGCAGGUGCUCAAGAAGAUAACACAAAUAUGUAUAGCUCUCUUGUGGAGUGGGCAAUACUUCACACUCGAAGCAGGGUACAUGGCAUGGGAGAAAGUUUGCACUCCUAAGAAUCAAGAAGGUCUAGGUUUCAGAGAUGUGAAUAAGUGGAACCUUGCCUGUCUUGGCAAGUAUGUCUGGGUUAUCUCUACAAAACAGGAUAGUGUAUGGCUUAAAUGGAUUCACUCAGUUUAUCUAAGAGGGGAUGAUUGGUGGAUAUAUAGACCUAGAGCAAACUCAAGCUGGUACUGGAGGAAAAUUUGUCAAGUGAAGGAACAACUAAAACAAAGCUUUAGUGAAGCUGAUUUGAAAAAUAUGAUACAAUACUCAGUCAGAAAGGUAUAUGAUAAACUGGUUGGAGAACAACCAAGAGUUUACUGGGAUAGAAUAGUUUGGAAUAGGCUGAAUCUUCCCAAACAUAGAUUAAUAACUUGGUUGGCUUUUUAGGAGAGACUACAAACUACAGCAAGGUUAGCAGCCAUUGGUAUCCGCAAUCAUGAUAACUGCCUUCUGUGUGCACUGCAGAGAGAGGAUCACCAGCAUCUCUUCUUUAGUUGUCCAUUUAGCAAUGCAUGUCUUAUGGUUUUAAUGGAGUGGAUGAGAUUUACUACCUCAACAACUAACUUGAAGCUUCUGAUCAGGUGGAUACAGAACAACAGAAGAUCCAAAUUUCAGAAACAAGUCACGUUUGCUAGACUUGCUGGUCUUGUAUAUAUAAUAUGGCAGAGUAGAAAUAAGGUAUAUUGGGAGUUAUGUGCUCCUAGUGUAGAUUCUACUUGUAAGCAACUGAAAAAUGUUGUGAAAACUAGAGUGAGAGUUGUUUUACCACAAAAGAUCACUAGGAAGGAUCAAGAUUGCUUCCUUAGCCUUCAACUUGCUAUAGUUUAGUGAGUUAGUACUUGAGCUUAUUCAAGAGUAAGGGGGUCCAACCUAGUUGGUUUGCCUUCUCUUGUUAGCUUGGAUUAUUAUAGAAUGUGUUGUAAGCUGCUGCUUUGUUUGUGCUUUUCCUUGGGUUGGAGAUCCAACCUGGUUGGUUCGCCUUCCCUUAGUUUAGCUUUGGUUAUAAAAUUGUGGUUAUAUAUAUACAACUCUCACUUGCUUAGCAA